Molecule: messenger RNA, 535 nt
Organism: Parasteatoda tepidariorum (common house spider)
Lineage: Eukaryota; Metazoa; Arthropoda; Arachnida; Araneae; Theridiidae
Product: structural maintenance of chromosomes protein 6
Biological process (GO): double-strand break repair via homologous recombination
Cellular component (GO): Smc5-Smc6 complex; site of double-strand break; nucleus
Molecular function (GO): single-stranded DNA binding; damaged DNA binding
Source: RefSeq, a predicted model, not a curated record
UUGAAAUUGUUAUAGAAAACUCCAGGAGGAAAUCGAAACAAUUGAUAUUGAAAUAAAAAAGAGAGAAAGUGAAAUGACUGAUGGGCGAUUACAACUUCAAAAGUGCCAUUCAACUUUAGAUAAAUUGAAAAAUAAAAUUGUGAAUCUAACAACAUCAAAAGCUGAUAUUAAUGGUUUGAUUGAAGAAUAUAAGCAGUUUGAAGAACCGAGAAAUGUGCCUGAAAUGUAUGAUGAGUAUACAUCACUGAAAGCUGAUUUGGACAAAAAACAAGAGGAACUAAGGAAAGCUGAAGAGGAACUUAAAAUGCAUGCAGCUAAACAUGAAGAAAUCAGGGUAAAAUUUAACCAGCAACGAACUUUAGUAACUAGCCUAAAUGGAACAUUUGAAACAUUGGGGAGAAAAAUCUACUCAUGUGCAAAAGAUGAAGAAGUUCUUGCUUCUAGUAGGAAAAAAUUGGAACAAUUUAAAAAAGGAAAAGAAAGAGAGUUAAGUAAAGUGGAGUCUGACAUUCAAAAGGCUGCUGAUGCAGUAAAG